GUUAUAUGUGAUGUGCCGGGCCCCGCCCCCCAGCAGACACACUAGGAGCUGCAGGCAGCAGGUUGUAGCAGCAGCAGCUGCCGGGACAGCGAUGACUUUCAGGCGGCUGAAGAAGGUGCAGCUCAGGGAGUACGCGGUGCCGCCGGACCAAGCCAUAUACCGGGAGAGGGACAAGGCUGAGCCCUACAUGGCGCUGAGCACGUACAGGACGGAUGACAUGUACAAGGCGCUGGUGGUCUCCGGCGGGACUCUGCCCAGGGCUAAGAAGAGAUCUCCAAUGGGUUGGAAGAAUGUAAGCCAGACAGCAGAGCAUCACAGCAAAGUAGUUACUUUAGAAAAAGAAGAUUGUGAAACCUUUGGAUUUGAGAUUCAGACGUAUGGACUACAUCAUAAGGACCGAAACGCAGUGGAAAUGUUCACAUUCGUCUGUCGAGUACAUGAAGGAAGCCCUGCCAUGUUGUGUGGAUUGAAAGUUGGUGAUAUAAUUGCUGGAGUGAAUGGCAUCAAUAUGGAAGGAGUGAGGCACAAAGAGAUCGUAGAACUGAUAAAAGCGUCUGGGAAUAAAAUAAGGCUGGAGACAGUCUAUGGUUCUGCUAUCCGGAGAGCUGAAUUGGAGGCCAGGCUACAGUAUCUAAAGCAAACCUUAUAUGAGAAAUGGGAAGAAUAUCGCUCACUAAUGGUGCAGGAGCAGAGGCUCUUACAUGGCAUCGUGGUAAAGGACCCCAGUGUUUACGAUACGUUGGAAUCCGUCAGGUCAUACAUUUACGGGACAGUUCCACAAUGUACCAAAGAUCCACUCCCCAGUUCCCUGGCCACCGGAAGUAUAUGCAGUAGUGCAAGUUGCCUGAGCACGGCCGAGGACAACGAGGAAGCGGUGUAUCAGACUUGCUACUUCACCUCUGACUCUACGGACGAUAUUCCCACCAUUCCCACCACCAAAAGCACACUCAAGCCUUACAAGUCUCCGCUAACCCGCAGCUCUAGUGUUAAGUGUACCAGCCCGGCCACGAACUGGGAGAAUCCCAAGGAGCAGAGCACCUUUGUCUCUUUACCCAGGAAAAAACACAAAAGUUUUCGAAAGAGACUUCUAAAGUUUAUCCCCGGACUCAAUAAAUCUAUAGAAGAGGCGGCCAGUCCUCUUUAACGCAGCACCCCCACCCUCCUUUUGUAUUAAAAAAAAAAAGUUAAGUUAUUUAUUUAUUUGUUUUGGGGAAAAAAGUGGAAAAAAAAAAGCUUUGUAUUUACUUUGUUAGAAUUUAUUGUUAAAACUUUAUACCGUUUUUUUUUUUGUUGUUUUUGUUUUUCAUUAAAAUGUUUGCAAAGGCAGAGGGUGCCAAAUUCC
Molecule: messenger RNA, 1342 nt
Organism: Hyla sarda
Lineage: Eukaryota; Metazoa; Chordata; Amphibia; Anura; Hylidae
Gene: TAMALIN
Product: trafficking regulator and scaffold protein tamalin
Exons: 8
Coding region: 11-1144 (377 amino acids)
Biological process (GO): signal transduction
Cellular component (GO): plasma membrane
Molecular function (GO): protein binding
Source: RefSeq, a predicted model, not a curated record